Molecule: messenger RNA, 1716 nt
Organism: Lotus japonicus
Lineage: Eukaryota; Viridiplantae; Streptophyta; Magnoliopsida; Fabales; Fabaceae
Product: heat stress transcription factor B-4
Exons: 2
Coding region: 174-1286 (370 amino acids)
Biological process (GO): regulation of transcription by RNA polymerase II
Cellular component (GO): nucleus
Molecular function (GO): DNA-binding transcription factor activity; RNA polymerase II cis-regulatory region sequence-specific DNA binding
Source: RefSeq, a predicted model, not a curated record
CUCUCCUCCCCAACAAACAUUUUUAUCCCGCACCAUUCUCCUCUCACUCUCACUCACUUCCUUUCCACUCAGUCACAAACACUCUCUCUUCUCUCUUCUCUUCUCUGUCUUAUCUGUGAGCUCAUUCAACCUCUUCCUCUUCCUCUUCCUCUUCCAUCCCAGCACCACCAUCAAUGGCUCUUCUCCUAGACAACUGCGAAGGCAUUCUCCUCUCCCUAGACUCCCACAAAUCAGUCCCCGCUCCCUUCCUCACCAAAACCUACCAGCUCGUCGACGACCCCGCCACCGAUCACAUCGUCUCCUGGGGCGAAGACGACACCACCUUCAUCGUCUGGCGGCCACCGGAGUUCGCCAGAGACCUCCUCCCUAACUACUUCAAGCACAACAACUUCUCCAGCUUUGUCCGCCAACUCAACACAUAUGGUUUCAGGAAAAUCGUUCCAGAUAGAUGGGAGUUUGCUAACGAGUUCUUCAAGAAAGGAGAGAAGCAUUUACUCUGCGAGAUCCACCGCAGAAAAACCGCUCAACCCAACCAAACCGGCAUCAACCACCACCACCACGGUGGUUUCUUCCCGUUUUCAAGUAGAGCAAGCAUCUCUCCAGAUUCUGAGGAUUUACAACAGCAAACCAACUGGUGCGACUCUCCGCCGCCGCUCAUCACUUCUUCUUCCCCCAAAGGCGUCUCCGCCGCCACGGCAGCGGCGGCGAUGAUGAUGAACAGCGGAGCCAGCUACGGCACUUCUGUCACUGCGCUUUCUGAAGAUAAUGAAAGACUCAGGCGAAGCAACAACAUGCUCAUGUCCGAGCUCGCUCACAUGAAGAAGCUUUACAAUGAUAUCAUCUACUUCGUUCAGAAUCAUGUGAAGCCGGUGGCACCAAGUAACUCUUAUUCUUCUUCUUCUAUGCUUCUCUGCAACACAGUAGCAUCAUCAACCCCUAUUCCUAGCAAUGUUCCAUUGAUGCAGAGGCCAAUGAAUCAGGUUAUGGGGUAUUAUUCUACUAACCCUAAGCAAGUUUCUCAUAAUCACCACCACCACCAUCAACCUCAAAAUCAAACCAAUGUUGUUGUGAACUCUCCAACCAACACAUCAAGAAGCUCCAUAACCGUUUCUGGAGAGGCUAAUAAUAACAACAGUAGCAACAACACCUGCAAGACUAAGCUUUUUGGGGUCUCUUUACAGUCCAAGAAAAGAGUGCACCCUGAUUCAGACACCAACAAGCUAGCUCGCUUGGUUUUGGAAAAAGAUGAUCUAGGCUUAAAUCUCAUGCCUCGUUCCACUUGUUAGCGCGUGUUUGUUCGAAUACCAGUUGAGUUAACAUGAUAACACAUGAGUUUCGUUCACUUUUUAGUGACGGUUAGCACUUGCGCCAACCAGUAUCAAAACAUAUGUCAUUAGUAUCUUGAAAUCUUGAAAUCCAAAGCUAGAAGUAGCUAGUUUCUUUUUACAUGUUUUUUUUUUUGAAUUCUUGAAUCCUUCAAGUUUUGAUGAGUCUGGGAGAGGAGGCAAAUGGUAUUGAUGGGAACAUGUUAGUGUGCGUGCGUGUGACUGUUUUUCUGUUUGUGAUUCUGUGUACAUAUAACUUAGUGCCCAUAUUAUCUUUGUUGUUCCAAACUCAUCAUCACUAUUGAUGUAGGUGAUGGGUUUUGGUAAGAUUAAAAAACAAAUUAUUUAUGCCAACUUUAAAUGCUCAUGAACUUCUUCUCUUUGUGCUCAA